Nakaseomyces glabratus is the source of this 1272-nucleotide messenger RNA. RefSeq lists its product as uncharacterized. The record is from RefSeq and is a predicted model, not a curated record. Gene Ontology annotation, biological process: lipid homeostasis; cardiolipin acyl-chain remodeling; phosphatidic acid biosynthetic process. NCBI's taxonomy places the organism in Eukaryota, Fungi, Ascomycota, Saccharomycetes, Saccharomycetales, Saccharomycetaceae. Gene Ontology annotation, molecular function: A2-type glycerophospholipase activity; lysophosphatidic acid acyltransferase activity. Gene Ontology annotation, cellular component: mitochondrion; mitochondrial inner membrane.
AUGGUUAGAAAUAGUUCGCAGGUCAGGCACUUCAGUAGCUAUUUGAGACUGUGCCAGCAACAAAAGAACCUUGAAACCAGGGUGAUUUCCAGAAUACUUAAACCUGCCAAUAGCACUGAUAACAAUGAAGCAAGAUCGGGAUGGAAGCUUUGGGCAGGUCAUUUGUUCAAGACCAAGAAGGAGACUUUUGACAAGCUAAAGAUGCUACAGAGUCGCAUCAUGGGCGAUAUUGAAAUUGCAGGACAUAGCAGCAACAAAAUUCUCUUCGAUGAGAUCAAUCAGUGGCAUUUCCACAACAAUUUAGCAAAAAAGGUCAGGACACCAACAGUGCUUAUACAUGGUUAUGCUGCAACUUCAACAGCCUUCUUUAGAAGCAUACCAUACUUGAACAGAGACAUCAAGGACUUGUAUACCAUUGAUCUACCAGGGAAUGGUUUGUCAUUUACACCUUCUCUUGAUUUAGAAGUUAGUAAACCAUUACCAUUAAAGAUAGAAAAUAUUGAUGAUGGCAACGAGUUUCAGCUGCCUUAUGUUAUUGAUUCUGCUCAUCACCGGUACGUAUUACAGAAAUUGCUUGACUAUUAUGUCGACCGAAUCGAGCAAUGGAGGCUUGAUAAUAAGCUAGGCAAGAUUAACGUGGUUGCUCAUUCUUAUGGCGGUUAUUUAUCUUUCAAUUAUGCACUAAAAUACCCUGCUAAUAUCAACACCUUAGGAUUGAUCUCUCCUCUUGGUGUUGAGAGAAAUAUUUAUUCAAUUAACAAUGAGUUCCAUAGCAGAACAAUUUACAAAAGGGAAUGGAACGAUUGUAACUCUAUGUUUUAUGAUAGAAAAUUCAAGCUCAACGACUAUCUUUUCCAGAAACAACUGAAACCACUAAGGUGGUUAGGCCCUAUAGGUGCAAAGCUAUGUUGGAACUACAUCCGGUCUGCAUACGCCAGAGUACCUUCAAUUGAUUACAAAGACUACACCUUCGAGACAUUCUAUGGAAGGGGAGGCUUACCAGAACAGACUUCCCAAAUUUUUACUUCAUUAUUGACAAGUUCCUUACUAGCAAGGGAUCCAUUGCUUGACCAUGUAUCGCAACUACAAGUCCCGAAAUUAAUCAUGAUGUAUGGCCAGUACGACUGGAUGAAUAAAAACGGUGGAAAGCUCAUGACCCAGAUAUUCAACGGUGAAACAAAAUAUAUAGAUAUACCAAACGCCGGCCACAACUUAUUCCUGGAUAACCCAUCCGACUUUGCUUCUCAGUUGACAACAUUCUUGGCUGACUAA